CGUUACAAGAAGCUUAAACCCAGCCCAAGCCCCAAGACCUUCUUCCUCACUGUCCCAAAAAUGCCGAGCACAGCAAUGAGAGCGAGAAAACGAUGAACCCCCCCUUGCUCAUCCACACACGCACACACACACAGACACAGACACACACUCACGCACACUCACACACGCGCACACGCACAACCCUCAAAAAAAGGCACAGCACCAGCGCCACGCCCUCAAAGACAGGAGACAUAGCCACUUGGCGCCGGCCUCGCUCGCAUACCCUACGCAGCGUAGCAUACGCGCCGUACCGUAACUAUCUACCCAUAUACGCACGCCUUACUAGCGCCGAGCAGCCGAGCUUUCUUCCAACAACGGGGGGAGACAACGACGGGCAGGCUAGGUAGAAGCGUGCCGUUGCGCGAAGCGAAGCGAACUGGAACGAGAUGAACUGUACUGUACUGGAGGGCCGAAACGCAAAACACAUGUGUAAGAAAGGAAAGAAGGGGGGAAGAGGGAAAGCAGGAAUUUCGACAAUCUGGAAAGGGAAAGGAACGGAGGAAGCAAAAAAGGUAGACUCCAAGA
Molecule: messenger RNA, 564 nt
Organism: Aplosporella prunicola CBS 121167
Lineage: Eukaryota; Fungi; Ascomycota; Dothideomycetes; Botryosphaeriales; Aplosporellaceae
Exons: 1
Coding region: 93-386 (97 amino acids)
Source: RefSeq, a predicted model, not a curated record